GUCCUUGUGUAGAAUUUGCCAAAAGCAAGUGGUGAAGUUGACUGUGAAUGACAGAACAAACACGCCAAGAGCUAGCGCCAUCACUAGCAAUGCAACCGAUCCGUCCUCAGUCCGGGUUGCCGUCCGAGUUCGCCCAUUGCUGGCUUCCGAAGGGGGAUCCGACCACUGCGUCGAAGUUAUGGGGCAACAUGCACAAAAACAACAACACCAUCACGUCAUUCGUAUCGGUGGUGUUUCCGGUCCACGCUUUACUUUUGAUCAAGUAUUUCCUCCAACGGCAACGCAAACGGCGGUCUACCAACACGUUGUCGCACCGUUGCUGGAUGCAACUUUGGAAGGAUACAACGCCACAAUCCUGGCCUACGGACAAACUGGAUCAGGAAAAACACACACGAUCCUGGGUCCGCACGAUUCCAUACUGCACAAUCGUGAACAAGCCGGGGUCUUACCUCGAGCCGUACACGAUUUGUUCGAACGCCUGCAAGAACGCGACACUGUCACAGUCAAAUUACAGUUUUUGGAACUCUACGGAGAGCAAAUUCGGGAUUUACUGGCGAAUUCUGCAACUGCGUCGUCGGAAUCACAGGCUCUUGGCGGCAAACUCACGAUUCGCGACAACGGAACGGACGAGCCCGAAGUCGUUGGCGCCACCCUGCGCCUCGUCACCACAGCCGACGAAGCUCUGCGUUGUAUCACUACUGGAAUGCUGCGCCGUGUUACGGGGGCUACCGCAAUGAACGCGACGAGCUCGCGCUCUCACGCCAUGCUUUCCCUUUCGACCGAAAACGUGGGAACGCUACCACAAACUACGUGCCGGAUCAAACGUUCCAAGUUCAAUUUUGUCGACUUGGCCGGUUCGGAACGGCAAAAGCGCACGCAGUCUCAGGGACAACGUCUUAAGGAAGGAAUCGACAUCAAUAAAGGUCUGCUUGUCCUGGGGAACGUAAUUUCGGCCUUGGGGGAUCCGAAGAAGCGGGGCAAAACGUUCGUACCCUACCGCGAUUCAAAACUCACGCGGCUGUUGCAAGGUAGUCUGGGAGGCAAUCAUCAAACGCUUAUGAUUGCUUGCGUUAGCCCGGCUAGCAGCAAUCUGGAAGAAUCCUUAAAUUGUUUGCGGUACGCCAACCGGGCAAAGAAUAUCCAGAACAAUGCCGUAGUAAAUGUAGAUCCGACCACACGUCUCGUG
Messenger RNA from Phaeodactylum tricornutum CCAP 1055/1, 1186 nucleotides. It is a transcript of the gene Pt-KIF2, whose product is annotated as kinesin family-like protein. Lineage: Eukaryota; Bacillariophyta; Bacillariophyceae; Surirellales; Neidiaceae. Gene Ontology annotation, molecular function: ATP binding; microtubule motor activity; microtubule binding. The transcript has 3 exons. The record is from RefSeq and is a predicted model, not a curated record. Gene Ontology annotation, biological process: microtubule-based movement; mitotic spindle organization. The annotation marks the transcript as partial.